This is a messenger RNA of Cottoperca gobio, 3765 nucleotides long. It is a transcript of the gene nptx2a, whose product is annotated as neuronal pentraxin 2a. The transcript is spliced from 5 exons. The record is from RefSeq and is a predicted model, not a curated record. NCBI's taxonomy places the organism in Eukaryota, Metazoa, Chordata, Actinopteri, Perciformes, Bovichtidae. Bases 421 to 1767 code for a protein of 448 amino acids.
GGCAAGACAGGCUCAACUGACUUCUCCGCAACCUUCUGUGGAUUUAUUUUUAUUUUUUAUCAAGAUAACAACUUUUUUUCCCCCAGUAAAGGAGCUGUCAAAUACCAAUACCGAGUUUUCACCUGCUGAAAGUAAGAAUUUAGAUUUGUUGGUGUAUUUCUAACAGGAGCGACCAUGUGGUUGGUGGAUGUAUGAUUUUAUGAUUUUUCACUGCGGAUUCUGAUUUGUUUUUUGCCCCCAUGAUUCCACUAUAAACUUAGUUUGGUGUUUUUAUCACACUUUGUAAAAACAAUUCCACAACCACGUGAAUAAACGUACUGAAAUACGUGUAAUAUUUAACGGGAGACUUCAAAACGUUCAGUAAGUUAUUUAGGAGCCUUUGUUUUCCUUUAAUACGUGGCAUUUGCCUAUCUUGUCGGGAUGCUGACUUUAGUAUUUGGACUUUUGUACCUGGUCAGUGGACGCACGGUUCGAAGCCAGGGUGCUACAGGUAGUCGCUUCGUUUGUAACGCCAUCCCCCCGGGCGCAGAGCCGGGCUGCGGGUAUGGUCCUUCAGGGAACCGCGUCCAGAGCAGCAGCUCCGUGGAGGACGAGCUGCGGAUCACGAUCAUCCAGCUCCGGGAGACCAUCCUGCAGCAGAAGGAGACCCUCGUGAGCCAACAGGGAACCAUCAAGGAGCUCAACUCCAAGCUGGCGCGCUGCGAAGCGGCAGUCGACGAGUCUCCGCAGGGCAAGUCCCGGGGUCAGGGCUCCAGACGGAAGGAAUACAAGAACACGAUGGGGGACCUGCCCCGGGACCCCAGCGAGACCAUCGACCAACUGGGCAAGACCAUGCAGAGUCUGAAGGGUCGGCUGGAGAACUUGGAGCAGCAGAGUUUGCGUCUCCCCAACACAAAUGUUUCAGCUGGAGGUGUCUCGGCCCUGACUCCCCUGCCACCAGAGCUGCGGGAGCUACUGCGGCAGCGUCUGGGGGCGCUGGAGACCCAGCUCCUCCGGAAGGUGGCCGAUCUGGAGGAGGAGAAGAGCCAGCUCUACAAUGAAACAGCGGCCCACCGCCAACGCACCGAGAGUGCUCUCAAUUCCCUCCUGGAGAGGAUCACUGAGCUCGAGAAAAGUAAUAAUGCCUUCAAGUCACCCGAGGAUUUCAAGGUGUCCCUCCCUUUGCGCACUAACUACCUCUAUGGACGCAUUAAGAAGAGCCUUCCAGAGAUGUACGCCUUCACCGUGUGCAUGUGGCUCAAGUCCAGCGCCAGUCCCGGCAUAGGAACCCCGUUCUCUUACGGCGUGCCAGGCCAGGCCAAUGAGAUUGUCCUCAUCGAAUGGGGGAACAACCCCAUUGAGCUACUGGUUAAUGACAAGGUGGCCCAGCUCCCACUGUCAGUGAGCGACGGCCGCUGGCACCACAUCUGCAUCACCUGGACGACCAGAGACGGCUUCUGGGAGGCUUACCAGGAUGGCGAGCGUCUAGGCACUGGGGACAACCUGGCCCCCUGGCACCCAAUUAAACCUGGAGGGGUGAUCAUCUUGGGCCAGGAGCAGGACAUAGUGGGAGGCCGUUUUGACGCCACCCAGGCCUUUGUGGGAGAGCUGAGCCAGUUCAACAUGUGGGACCGAGUACUGCGGCCCAUGGAUAUCGUGGGUCUGGCCAACUGCUCUGCUUACAUGCCGGGCAACGUGGUUCCUUGGAUUGAUGCUAAUGUCGAAGUGUUUGGCGGUGGGAGUAAAGCUGCUCUGGAGAUCUGUGAAGAUCGGGCUUUUGAUUCCUAAAGGAUCUGAUGUAAGGAUAUUUAGCAUCGCCGCUUGGAUCCAGAAGCUAAGUAUUCCGACUGUUUGUUGCUUCAGUCAAAUCCCAAAGAAAAGGGCAUCAGUGCAACAUUUUUACAUAUUUUUUAUGGUAUAACUGCCAAGUCUCAACGACUUAUUGGACUCAUCUGUAGAUGUGUCCAUUUAAUUUGAACCCUGAGGACAUUGCAGGAGACUUCAAAUUAGUGUGCUCAUCUGAAGAAGAUAUGCUGUUGCAUCAGUCUACUGUAAUGAUAUGACCUACUGUCAAUCUGUGCUUUCUCUUCAGUAGAUCAUCUUUCAUUUGAGUCCUCUUUGAAAACAGCUCUUUUCGGUUGCAUUCCUUAUACUGACAAUGCUGCACUGUAUUCGUCGUGAAUGUGAGCUCAAACAGGCUUUGAUGUUCAGUGGAAAACUAUUCCUGAGUUACAUGGUGGAGUACUACAUGCUGUGAGCUUCCUGGCUGUUUGAUGAGGCACCAAACACAGUGAAAUGAGAUGGAUGCUCAUGAGUUCAAAGUGGACAAGACCAACUCUCGCUGUUGAUUACUUUGAACCAUGGCAGAAAGACUAAAUAUUAUGCAUGAGCCCCAGCAGUGAAAAGAAUUCAGUUGAGAAGUGACAGUGCAUGCUUUCUGUCAAUACACAGUGCGUAUGUGGUGCGUCCAAAACAAGCCAAUGAAGCGUGCUGACAGCAUUACGUAAGAGUGUGUGUGUAUGUCCACGCGCGUAUGGCUUGUCUUGCGUGUAAAAAGACUAGAGAUUAUGAGGGAGGGAGGACAUUUUCAUUCUUGUAAAUCUACGCUUAAUACCUCUCUGCCCCUUGAGCAGCUGCCAUAUCCCAAACAGCUUUAUGGAUGGGCUGGCUCUGCUCAGGUUACUAGCGAUGUCGGACAGCUGCCCAGGACUGGCGUAUAGACAGAGCUGUGGAUGCCUGCCGACUGCAGUGAGGGCAGGGACUGGGCUUGACCUUCAAGGACAAUCCUUAAUUCCUCAUCUGGGUAGUAAUUAUCUGUGUUCACGAAUGAGUAUGGCGGUGAGCAGCCACCGGUCCACUAGUGUUUCUCAAAGCUAAGUGCGUUGAUAAAAAUCUACCAACGUAGAGGAGAUGUCAAAAAAAGAGCAGCACUAUGGACAUUAUAAAUGUCUUAAUUGCCUCUCACUGAACAAAAAGACUAGUUUUAUGAUAUAUAUUUUUAAAAGAAUGUAGCGAUAUUAAUGGAUUUUGGCGCCGCUUAGUGAAUAUAAUUGACGCGUUUUGCAGCUUGAUAUGCUCAUUCUUAAUGUUGUGGUAGACAUUUGUCUCAAUGCUGUUUGUCAGUGAAAUAUUGAUAUCAAUCCCGGUGCUGGAGCCCCAUAAAGUAACAAAGUAAAGAGGCAACAAAGACAUGAACUUUGGUAUCACCUACAGAGUUUCUUUUUUUCCUUACCGAGUAGACAAUAGUGAAAAAGCCAUUAAACAUCUUCCAUCCACGUUUAAAAAACAAAUGCAGUUUAUUAUAUAGUAGAAUAAAUAUGACACAGAUAUGAUGCAGUUGGUUACUGGACAGCGCAGAAUGUUAUAAAAGUUAGGGUGCACUUGUUGGAGAUGUCACCCAACACGUUGUGAUUGUUCCUCUUUUGAGUGUCUUUGUUAACAAUGUUUCAAUGUAAGAUCAAGAGACGUCUUUCCUGUAGAAAGUGUAUUUUUCUUGCUUUUUCUGCUCAUGAUUUUUGUCCAUUAGCAGCACAUUAUGUAAAAAAAAAAAAAUAGCAGAAGUACUGGUAGAAAUGCUUUGUCUAUAUUGUGAAUGGCCUUUUUGUGAGAACCGUAUGUGCUUUUGCUUGUGGACCACUCAACCUUUUUUGUCAGUUUUUAAAGCAACAGCUCAGUAGCAGCGCAGACAACGAGGGACGCAAGAAAAAGAAAAAAUGUGUCUGCUGUGAUUGUUUGAAAGUCACCUUCAUGUGCACUGCCCAUUUAAGUUAAAGCAACUUUCUGACA